UGUUGUCCAUUCAUAAAUGAAGUUGCAUAUUUUGUGAAGAAAACUCUCUUCGUGGAAUUUCUUAACUGAUUUAGGACAUGCUUGACAGAAUAUUGCAAAUACUCCUUGAGAUAGACAACUUGGAUAAUUCUACAAGAGAGAGGGGGGAGAGAGUAUUAUUAUUAAAUUGUUUUUGUAGAUUAACUUGAAAUAAUUUAUCUUUGAUUUCACUCGUAGAAUAAAGAAGAAAUAAUUGUGAGAAUUGUUCAGCCAUUAUUGUGUAGAGGUGAUCCUGUUUUGGAAAUCAAGAAGACAUUAUUAAUGGAAAAUGAAGGUUGUUAGUUCAACUAAUGGUGAGGUACGAUACAGGGUCCACACUCCGCCCGAUGUACCAGUGGGCAGUUACCGGUGUCAUGUCCAUGUCCCUCUCGGGAAGAACAAGUCAAAAGGAGAACGAGUUUGGGAGGACAAGAAAGAAGUAGUGUUCCUCUUUAACCCGUGGAAUAAAGAUGAUAGUGUCUACCUACCAAAUGAGAGGGAGAGGAAUGAGUACAUUAAUAAUGAGACUGGAUUGAUAUGGGCGGGGACUCACGACAGUACUUUCACGUGGCCUUGGAACUUUGCACAGUUUGAGGUGAUAAGUCUUGAGACAGUGUUGUACAUGUUGGAUUCAUGGAGGUUAGGAUCUGACGCUAGGCGGAGUCCAAUUCAUGUUACGAGAUGUUUAGCAAAUAUGGUUAAUAAUAAUGAUGGUGACAAUGGAGCGUUGAUUGGUCUAUGGUCCUCCAAUGAUGAUGAUUAUGCUGACGGCACUAGCCCCACCUCCUGGAGUGGAUCUGAAGCUAUUCUAACCCAGUACAUGAGUGAGAAGAAACCAGUUCGAUACGCUCAGUGUUGGGUGUUUGGAGGGACUCUUACCACAGUGUUGAGGACUAUUGGUAUUCCUUCUCGUCCAGUGACUAACUUUGAAUCAGCUCAUGAUGCUGAUUUCAAUAGAGCUAUAGAUUACUAUUUUGAUAGAAAUGAUAAGAUGAUUGAAGAUAAGAGCAAUGACUCUAUAUGGAACUAUCACGUGUGGGUGGAGGCUUGGAUGACCCGCCCUGAUCUUGACGGGGACUAUGGCGGCUGGCAAGCAGUUGACGCCACACCACAAGAACUCUCACCUCACUCCCGUACCAUGGUCGUAGGCCCCGCCUCCAUCCAGGCUGUCAAGGACGGCAAGGAUCUCAAGUAUGAUAACGAGUUUGUGAUUGCGGAGGUUAAUGCUGAUAUAAAAUAUCACGUUGAGAAAUCAGACGGUUCUUUUGCUGUUGUCUCAAGACAUGAGACUAAAGUUGGUAAGCACAUCAGUACGAAGGCAGUUGGAAGAAACUCAAGGGAAGAUGUGACGUCUCAUUAUAAAUACCCUGAGGGAAGUGCCUCUGAACGGGCAGCACUGAUGGGUGGGAGGGGCCACGAGGAGGAGGAGAAGGGAGCUGUUAGUUUCUCAGCUAAAUUGACCUCAGGACGGAGAAUUGGAGAAGAUUUGACUUUUGGAGUUACUGCUAAGAUUAACUCACCAAUUUCAAGUAAUAUUAAUGUGACUGCUGUUUUUGAGACCACCACAUACACUGGAGUAGUUGGGAAAGAAAUCAAGAAAUCAAAAUCAAUCUUAAGUAAACCAAUUACAUCAUACAUUUAUUUUAUUA
This is a messenger RNA of Amphimedon queenslandica, 1667 nucleotides long. RefSeq names its product protein-glutamine gamma-glutamyltransferase K-like. Gene Ontology annotation, biological process: peptide cross-linking. Gene Ontology annotation, molecular function: protein-glutamine gamma-glutamyltransferase activity. The record is from RefSeq and is a predicted model, not a curated record. The transcript is spliced from 9 exons. Lineage: Eukaryota; Metazoa; Porifera; Demospongiae; Haplosclerida; Niphatidae. The annotation marks the transcript as partial.